Carassius auratus (goldfish) is the source of this 1449-nucleotide messenger RNA. RefSeq names its product leukocyte elastase inhibitor-like. Bases 307 to 1449 code for a protein of 380 amino acids. The record is from RefSeq and is a predicted model, not a curated record. Gene Ontology annotation, biological process: negative regulation of endopeptidase activity. Gene Ontology annotation, molecular function: serine-type endopeptidase inhibitor activity. NCBI's taxonomy places the organism in Eukaryota, Metazoa, Chordata, Actinopteri, Cypriniformes, Cyprinidae. The transcript is spliced from 7 exons.
ACAUAAAAAGGUAAUAAAAGGGUGGGGGGUUAUGAGACUGACUCACCUGUGAUAAGUCUAACUCAUACAGUUUACCUGUCUAGCUUGUUCUGCACUUUAUGGGCGCACAUGGGCGUUGCUGGUCCAUUUAUAUAGCGCAUGACUCUAGGGCAGGAUUCUCUUUCACUCAGAUGUUCUUUUGGGACAAGCAUCUUUUAUAAAAGGUAAGUAAUACUUAAUCUGUAGGCUACACAUUCAAUUCUCAAAAGCAGGUGCUCGGAACUGAAGUGACGCUUCCACUGGAAUAAACGCAAAUUGUGAUCAGUCAUGGAGGGUCUGUCUCGUGCUAACAGUCUCUUCGCUCUGGAUCUCUAUCGGGCUCUGAGCGAGAGCAACGCUGCGGGAAACAUGUUCUUUUCUCCCCUGAGCAUCAGCGCAGCGCUCAGCAUGGUCUACUUGGGAGCCCGAGGAGACACUGCCAAAGAAAUGGAAAAGGUUUUGUCGUUCAGUUCAGUCUCUGAUGUUCACUCUCAUUUUGAGAGCCUCACCUCAGCAAUCAACAGUCCAUCAGCUUCUUAUAUCCUCAGGCUGGCCAACCGUAUCUACGGAGAGAAAACCUUCAGCUUCUUACCUGAGUAUUUGGACUCCACUCUGAAGCUGUACCAUGCUGACCUUCAGGCUGUGGACUUCAUUGGAGCAUCUGACGAGUCACGACAGCUCAUUAACAAAUGGGUGGAAGAGCAGACAGAGAAUAAAAUCAAAGACCUUAUCAAACCUGGAAUGGUGACCGGAAUGACCCGACUAGCUCUGGUUAAUGCCAUCUACUUCAAAGGCAACUGGCUACAGAAAUUUAAUGCUCAAGACACUAAAGAAAUGCCAUUUAAAAUUAACCAGAAUGAGCGCAGGACAGUGCAAAUGAUGUACCAGAAGAAAAAGUUCCCCUUCAACUAUGUCUGUGACCACCGCUUGCAAGUGCUGGAGUUGCCAUACGUAAAGGAGGAGCUCAGCAUGCUGAUCCUUCUUCCUGAGGAAAGUCAGGAUGGCUCUGACCCUCUUCAUAAGCUGGAGAGUGAGCUGACCCUUGAUAAGCUGCAUGAAUGGACCAACAGAAAUAAUAUGGACACCCACACAGAGAUUAUAGUCCACUUGCCAAAGUUCAAGCUGGAGGUUGAGAGCUCCUUAGCAGAAAUAUUGAUGGGGAUGGGGAUGAGCUCUGUGUUUCAGGACACAAAGGCUGAUCUGACAGGCAUGAGCAGUCAGGGUGGCCUGUUCCUUUCAGCAGUGGCCCACAAGGCCUUUGUGGAUGUAAAUGAAGAAGGCACAGAGGCAGCAGCCGCUACUGCAGCCAUUGUGGCAUUCUGUAUGUUACGAGAGGAGCAUUUCACGGCAGAUCACCCCUUCUUGUUCUUCAUCAGGCACAAUCCCACCAACAGCAUCCUCUUCUUCGGCAGAUUCAGAGGCCCAUCUUAA